UAAAUAAAGCCGGCGAGAGAUUCAAAUGUAAAGCUUAAGCUCACUCAUCCACAAAAGAAUUUGUUACAGAAGAUGAAAAUGUGAGAUAUGACGGGUGAUUGCCCAUCCAUCCAUUUGGAUAUCAACUUUGAAGAGCCACUGACUACGUCGUGCUUAGCCCACAUUGUCAUCGACUUACUCAAGCACCUGCUCCACCAACGCCAUCAGAUCCCCUUGCCCUAUGAACGAAUCCAAUUCGAUGUGCGAAGCAUCCAGCCCCGCCCCCCAUUUGAUCCCACCCAAACGGAGCAAGCGCCCUCAGUCGGGCUGUCUGUGCGAGAACAAAUCCAAUAUCGACGAAAUCAAGUCCGACAAGCCACUUUGGCCCAACGAUUUCAUCGGACGGCCUCGAAUUUCCUCCAGAACUUUGAGAGCCUCACGCGAAACUUGACAGAGGCCAUCAUCGCCCAUGAACCUGGAAAUGGAGCGGAAUUGAAAUGCGUCGCCAUCAUUUUUGGACCCACACCCUUGUCACCCAAAGAGAUCUAUCAUGUGCGUCUACCCGAGGGGUGGGCCAUGGCCACGUCGCCCAGGGAUUCGGGCGAUGGACUUCAACCCCACAAUGAGCCCAGCCAAGCCCGAAAGAAAGCCAAUCUCAAGUUGUUUCGAGCCAUGGUCAACCAUGAGCACUUUUUCGCACAAACGGGUCAACCCUUGGCCUUGACCAACGUAUUUGUCGCUUUGAAAAAACGAUCGGAAUGGGUCAGCUCGGAAUGGCUGACGCCCAAAGAGGAGUUGGCCCAUGUCCGCCGAGGUCAUCGCGUCUUUUUCCACCUCCAUAACGCCCCGGACACCCAGGAUAUGGGGCGGCGCAAGAAAAUGCGGUUUGCCCCCGAAACCGCGGAAACGCCCGGACGAUGGAAGCCCAGUGGUCGAUACACGCCCAUGGCCAUGGAUCUGUGCACCCCUGCCCCCGUGGUUUCUACGGGGGCUGCGGGUCGACAUCGACGGCCCAGCAGCAUGGAUAUGGUAGAAACGCCCUGUCAAUUUCAUUUGAAGGCAUCCCGCCGAAAAGGCGAUCGCUUGCCCCUAAUUCCGUCCGCCCCUCUCUUUGAGCCAUCGGUCAUGGAAGCUUCUCUUUUUGAGGAAGAGGAUAUGAUCCUGGAGCAGGAUUGGGAGGACGAACAAGCCAAUGCCUCUCACCCGGAAUUCUCGUGGUUCGUCACAUCGCAAUUGAUUCGGGGUUUCAAAGAUCCCCGUGUGAUACGCUCCAAUAAAGGCUCCUAGCAUCCAAAUUGAUAAUAAAUAAGUGCGCUCAGCCAGGUAAACCUUCGGAAAGGUUUGCUAAUUGUUGCGGACGAAAAACAUCA
This is a messenger RNA of Tigriopus californicus, 1349 nucleotides long. RefSeq lists its product as uncharacterized. Gene Ontology annotation, cellular component: nucleus. Gene Ontology annotation, biological process: regulation of exit from mitosis. The record is from RefSeq and is a predicted model, not a curated record. Bases 88 to 1266 code for a protein of 392 amino acids. The transcript has a single exon. Lineage: Eukaryota; Metazoa; Arthropoda; Copepoda; Harpacticoida; Harpacticidae.